UACAAGGAGCUGCACAAUCUCUAUUUGGUUGCGGGAAAUAUUUUUUAUUUUCUAAAUUAAGAAAUGAACGGAAAACUUUUAUGUAUCCCGUGUUUCAGACUGUAUCAGUAGACACUUUCAGAAGAGGAUGCCUCCACCGACAGACCCGAGGAUCACAUGUUUGAUCAGGAUUGUGUUAUGUCAUUUUUCCGACAGCUUUACAAACUAGCAGGUAAACUUGAAAAAAUAAGCCGUGCCAGAAAGAUUCACCUUUAUCACGACAUUUGACCGAAAAGACUUGAAAACGUAUAUCCGAUCACUUUCAUUUAUGCUAAUUCGCCUGAAGACUAUUAGAUCUUUUAGUUGUUUUUAUUUUGCACUGUUUUUAAGUUGGUUUGGAUUAAAAAGCCAAAGGACCUUGUCGAGUUUGAGACUUUCCAUGGGAAGUAAUGCAGAAUAUAUAUGAUUUAUAAUCUAAAUGCUAAGACAAUUUCCUUAAUGCAAAUAAAUAACUGUAUUCUGUUCGCGUUUACGGCGACGAAAGCAACCUGAGGAGUUUAAACGAAGUUUGUGCGCGAGCUGAUAAACCAGCUGGAGCGCGAGCUCAUUAGUAUUAACUGAAUUAUUGGAUCAGAUCGACACGAUAUUCCUUUAAACAUUGAAUGAAAUGCGAUAAACAGAUACAAUCCGACGGGAAAACGGGAAAGCAGUCCCAGGGAGUGAAAUUGGGUCUGGUGUUUAGGCGAGAGGCCUGCUGGUCGGGCUUUUGCCGGGGGAUAUUUCGGGUACAGGCAGCGUCAGAGCGCGUUCAGCCCGGCUGUGAGUGACGCGCAGACUCGGUGGUAGAGGACGAGCUAUGGAGAGGAUGGAGGUGGACCAGUGCGCAGGCGCAGGAGGAGCCCUCCGAAGGUCGAACAGCGCCCCCAUGAUCAACGUCAGUCACAACAGUGAAGGAAUGACAGUAUUCAGCUCUAAUAGUUCGGCUCGGUAUCGUCGGAGCAGUGUGUCUGUAAAUCCAAGCCUUCCUGCACGGACCCUCCCUCUGUCCCCAUUCUCCCUCUCAUGUGAGAGAUCCGAACACAAGAGACAGAUAGAGAAUAUGGAGCUCACUCUGAGAGGGAGACUAAGUGCCUCUCCUGCCUUUCCCAUCCCUCCUGCAAGUCAUUGGCAUGACCAUCUAUCUCCAGGAUUCUAUUCCCAGGACAGUGGUGUAACUCCUAAUUCCUCACCCAGUCCAACUCGAAGAUUUCGUGGAGGAUCUGUAAGCUCUGGAGUGAGAUUGCCAUCAACUGUACCUUUGAAAAGGAAAGGUGGAGUGGAAUCAGAUGGACCACCCAAAAAACUCUUUAUUGCUGGAGUCACCGACCCUGCUCACAUAACCAGUUACACAGUCAGUGUUUCACAGUCAGUGGACUCUUCCUCUGGAGCUGCACCUGUAUGUUCCAACGCCCAGGCCAGCCCUCUCUCCCUCUCCCCUCCACCAGCUUUUACCUCUCACCACCCCAGCAUUUAGACAUCAGACACCUUCUUAUAUGAAGACCAAUUAUCGGUCCGAAUUCGGUCCGGUUCUUUCCGAUGAUCUGUUCUCCUGCUUUUCAGUUUGUUGUUUUGAUAAUACUCUAUGCAUUUCAAUCAUUUCUGAAGGAAAUUCAUCCAAGUCGUGUCGUCAGUUGAGAAGAAAUGAAGACGUAAUAUGAAAAGCCAAAGGCAAGAGUGGUAGAAGCAUCUAAAAUGACAACAGAAGUUGAGUGCUGCAGGCUAUCGUAUGUAAAUUGUGAAUAAUUCUGUUCUGACAGAUUGGUGCCUAUGGUCUAGUACCUUGUAUUUCUGAUAUAUUAUCUGCAAUAAUAGUUUGCAACUGAGUGUUCAAGCGAUAACAGCCUGAUGCAGUGAAUUAACUUCAGUGUUCAGUCUGAAGAGAAAGACCAGUUGCGGCAAAACAUUAUUGUAUUUUGGUACAUCAUCAGCUUCCAUUUAUAGGGGUCCAAAUAUCUGGUUAAAAAUCCAGAUUCAGCAAAAAAAAAAAAAAAAAAAAACAUAAUAGGGGAAAAUAGUGUUAAAUUCGGUGGGCUUUAGCAUCCACAUUUUUGUUAAUAUGUGAAUAGUUUAUAAAUAUGUGAAUAAUCAAAUAUUAUUUUGGUAGGUGUUUGUCCUACAUUUCUCUUGUUUUUAUUCCAGGGGUCUGAUAUCUGUAAAUAUGUUUAUUUUUCCAUAUAGCUUUUAGUUUGGGCUGAACAUUUUUAAAGUUUGAAAUAUAUUUAAAUAAUUGGAAAUAAAACCAGAGCACUCAGGCAAUUUCCGCAUUUGGAUUAGAUUAUUGUUCCGAUUUAUUAAAAUGAGUACUGUAAAUAGCAGACAUCUCGCUCUGCGUCUACACUCCGCGUAAUCGAUGAAACAAAACUAAAAUGCAAUUGGAUGAAUCCAAAUAUGGGACGCUAAUUUGCUUAAUAAUCAUGUAAAUAAUGUCGCCGUGCAAAAAAUAAAUCUCAAUGGUCCUAAAAUAGACUUGCAAAGUGAUAUCAUUGAUUUGUUUUGAUUUUGAGUGAAAUAUGACUUGGACAUGUUCUUCACAGGUUUUGUGAGAUUCACCCAAUGCAAGCACGCAACUUUGUUAUAGACAAUGAAGACAUGUUCAUCUAUUAUAACGGGACCGUUUUAGUUUUGUCACGUCACGCUGCUUGCUCUUAGUGUAGAGAGGAGGUGUCGGUUAUACGCCAAGCACUUUCAUUUGAAAUUCCAUGCCAAAAACUGACCUAAAAUGUCUAUAAUGAGAAUGUAACCGAUCUCACGCAAGCUGCUUUAUUCAGUACUGCCACAGUCAGUGUGAAAAGCAUUUGUCUUACUGUUUUUCCCUUAACAAAAUACUGCAUUUGCACAUCAAAACCCUCGAGACCCUUACCUUGUGAAUUAUGUACAAAAGUCAAGGAAUUUUGCAAGGGAUGGGAUAUUGUGUAAAUGGUUUAUACAAAUGUAAUAACACAUAGGCAAUUUUUACAUUCAUACAAACACGGUUUGUGGAUAUCAUGUUUUCUUCUUGUACAUUUUGCACAGUGUUAGACAAUGUUAAUCAAUGCAAACAUGAGUGGGAUCAUAUUCACUAAUGUUGUAACAGUUUUUGUUUGUUUAAAUUGUUUUACUUGAGAAAUGUUUUGAUUUUGUCAGUGAGCCGUAUCUCAUUUAAAAGUUCCAAACCUACAUGACUUUGUUUUUUCGAUGAAACACAAAAGGAGAUGUUAUGUAACGGUGAUGGUGACUUACAUACUGCCUAACACCAUCUUUUGUUUUCCACUGAAGCAAGAAAGUCAUAUGGGUUUGGAACAACGUGAGGUUAAGCAAAAUAUGACAAUUUUCAAUUUGGAGUGAACUAGCAAUUUAAUGUGCACGGCAUAAGAUAGAAGACAGUGACAAUCAGUCAAAUCUAUCUUUUUGUUUGAUGAACUUUUAACUUCAAAGACGCAGUUUUGGAUUAUGGCUUUAAUUCAGAUAUUUGAAAGCUGAAUUAUAUGUAUCAGGGUCAAAAGCACCGAGGCACACUGAAAAUGAUGAUGAUGCAUUAUAUUAACAUGCCACAUUGUCCUUGAGCAAACAAAACUGGAAGCCAUUCACAAACAUAUUAUUUGGCAUGGUGUUGCAUUAUUAAUGGAAUUACGCAUGUUGACUGGCUCUUGUACAGUUGCAUAUGUGAAGUCUGGUUACAAAUAAUUACGGAUGCACCUGUACUUUAAUAUAGUAUAUGGUAUAUGUUAGCAUUCAUGGUUUCCCUAAGUUUUUAUCAUUUCUGACUGCUUUACAGUUUCUAGAGCUGCAUACAUGUGAAGCUAUUCCUCGGUUUCCGUUGUUAAAGGGAUAGUAAAAGCAAGAAUGACAAUUGUCAUCAUUUACUCACUCUCGUGUUGUUCCAAAAACAUGACUCUGUCACCAUUUUUUGCAUUGCAAAGAAAUAUGCAAUGAAAGUCAAUGGUGACUGAGCACAACAGUGAGUAAAUUAUGACAGAAUUGUAAUUUUUGGGGGAACUGUCCCUUUAAAUAUCAGGAGGAAUAUGUUCUUUAAUACGAUGUCAUUGCCUUUCAUUUUCAUGCAUUUAUUUUUAAAGUCACAGAAAUGUGAGGAAAAUGCCUUACCGAUUUUGAAUAGUUUUAUUUUUAAGUUUGUAUUCCAAAGUUACUUGCACUGGCUGCCAUUUGCAGUUUCCAGUUGUCGAGGUCCUUGAGCUUUUCAGAGAUUAAUACCAAUGUUUAUGGGUCUUCGAAAGGAUUUAGAAUGUGCAAUAUGCAUUUAAUUAAAUUUAAGUUGCUGGAAUUAGUAUUUGUCAUGUUCAUCAGGACAAGUUCCAUUUAUUUAUCAAGAAUCUGAAUGGAAAACUUGGGAUGAGAUCGGAAUGAUCUGUUGUAUUGUGUAAAAUCAGUUUUAUUAUUAAUUUCCCUACCGUCAACUUGUCAUUUCUUUUUCAAACCUGCCAUACACUUAUCUGUGAUAGGAUCAGUUAUAUCUGUGGGCAGGAGGUAAGAAUACAUAGAUAGAUGGUCUUUAUUGUUUUCACCAGUCUGCCCCACGAAAGAAAAAGAAUGAAGAUCUUGUUUCUUUUACAAACGUUCACUUUAAAGGAAGAGUGCCGUUACUAAGUGAUUUGUGAAGUGUAACAGUCAGUGUAAGAGUUAAACUGUUUUCUGGAUUGAGGAUUGCAAGCAUACAGAAAACAUUCUAAUGAAAUGCCAAAGGCAAUUGCUUUCUGCCUAUCAAAUGUUGUCUAGAAGUCUAGAAGCCAGAAAACUAAAAUUGAAAGAUGGAUAUUUAGUUUGACAUGUUGGUAGCAAAAGUCAAUUUAUUCCCUGUGAAUCACACAAGAUGAAUAGCUUAUUAUCAGAGAAGAAACGUCAUUCUUCAUCAAAUAUGUAUAUUAUACCAUAUAUAUUCUUUAUG
Xyrauchen texanus (razorback sucker) is the source of this 4900-nucleotide messenger RNA. RefSeq names its product P2R1A-PPP2R2A-interacting phosphatase regulator 1-like. NCBI's taxonomy places the organism in Eukaryota, Metazoa, Chordata, Actinopteri, Cypriniformes, Catostomidae. The transcript is spliced from 9 exons. Bases 836 to 1492 code for a protein of 218 amino acids. The record is from RefSeq and is a predicted model, not a curated record.